GCCCCCGGCUGCCCCUGCUGCUGCAGCUGCCCGCGCCGUCGAGCGCCUCCGAGACCCCCAAAGGGAAGCAAAAGGCGCUGCUCCGGCAGAGGGAGGUGGUGGACCUGUAUAAUGGCAUGUGCUUACAAGGGCCAGCUGGGGUGCCUGGUCGAGAUGGCAACCCCGGGGCCAAUGGCAUUCCAGGUACCCCUGGGAUUCCAGGUCGGGAUGGAUUCAAAGGAGAAAAGGGGGAAUGCUUGAGGGAAAGCUUUGAGGAGUCCUGGACACCUAACUACAAGCAGUGUUCAUGGAAUUCGCUGAAUUACGGCAUAGAUCUUGGGAAAAUUGCGGAGUGCACAUUUACAAAGAUGCGUUCGAACAGUGCUCUCAGAGUUUUGUUCAGCGGAUCACUUCGGCUGAAGUGUAGAAACGCAUGCUGUCAGCGGUGGUAUUUCACAUUCAAUGGAGCUGAAUGUUCUGGACCUCUUCCCAUUGAAGCCAUAAUUUAUUUGGACCAAGGAAGCCCAGAACUGAAUUCAACAAUUAAUAUUCAUCGUACUUCUUCCGUGGAAGGACUUUGCGAAGGAAUUGGUGCCGGAUUAGUGGACGUUGCUAUCUGGGUUGGCACUUGUUCAGACUACCCAAAAGGAGAUGCUUCUACUGGAUGGAAUUCAGUGUCUCGCAUCAUUAUUGAGGAACUACCAAAAUAAAUCCUUAAUUUUCACUCCCCACCUCUUUUAUUUUUUUAUUAUACCUUUGAAUGGUUCAUUUAAAUGUUUUAAAAUAAUUUUUAUGUACACAUCUGAGAAACAAAGCUAAACAUGUUUAUAGACCAAAGUGUGAUUUUACACUGUUUUAAAUACUGGUAUUAUUUACUGUACUUCAAUCAAAAAUGGUACCAGAAUUUUUUUUUUUUUAGCGAAUUACAAUACUUUCUUCAUAUUCCCAUUUCCUGAACCUAUAAUGUGGAAUGUCAUUGUGGUCUUUAGCUUUUUUUCCAUUUUCUUAGUGUAGCAUUUUUAAAAUAUAAGACCUACCAGUCUUUGUACAAGUUGUAAAUGUUGGAAUUAUUUUAUAUCCAUUAAAUAAAAGUUAUUUCAGACAAUUUUAA
Tupaia belangeri chinensis (Chinese tree shrew) is the source of this 1090-nucleotide messenger RNA. RefSeq names its product collagen triple helix repeat containing 1 (gene CTHRC1). The record is from RefSeq and is a predicted model, not a curated record. NCBI's taxonomy places the organism in Eukaryota, Metazoa, Chordata, Mammalia, Scandentia, Tupaiidae. Bases 117 to 689 code for a protein of 190 amino acids. The transcript is spliced from 4 exons.